CAAGAAAAGGACCGAGAGGCAUUUCCCACCAUCUAAGGACAAAGGAUACAAUGUACACCGCAAAUCUGUCGCACACCAGCCGUUUGCUUGCUCGUUCGUCGAGAUUUGCACCGGCCAGAGCGUUCUCUGCACGUUCGCAGGUGCAACAGGAGCAGAAAGACACGGAAAAGGACACCGGGUCGCUCGACAAGUCACUCCAGAGGGCUGCAAGAGACUCCACAAUGUCUCUUUCGUCGUCCCAACUCAUCCACCGGCCGGAGCUUUGGAAGGGCCUUCCUUCGUCGGUGGUGGUGGAGCUCUAUCGUGCCCGUGUGAUCUCGCUCGGGAAGAACUACAAGCGCUCGGAGACCGAGCUCAAGUCGAUUCUUGCCUGUGCCGCCAACCCAUUGGAGGCGCAGACGCUCUACAACAUCUACAACUCUACGGAGGCAGACAUCUACAAGGCUGACUCUGAAACAGAUUACGACAACUACGUCACCGAGGGUGAGUACAUGGAGGAUCCAUUGGAGCCGUACGGGUUCGACGAAUACCCGACCGGGGCACAGGACAUUGUGCGUGACUUCAGAGACUUGAUGGCGUUCAACAGAAAGGCUGCGUUUGAGCUACCGCAGUUGGCCCAGUUCAGGAAAGAGUACAAGCCCACCGCACGGACAGAGUCGCCGGUCACAUACAAAUACACCCGUUUCAUCGGUGAAUCGCAUCCCGGCGAGCGCAAGGUUGUGUUACAGCUGAAGGUAAAGGACCUGCAGUUGUCCGCAGCCGCCGAACACAAGUUCAAGCUUCUUGCAGGCUCCAGAUACGACCACAAAACCGACCUGCUCUUGAUGUCUUCCGACAGAUACCUCGAGCCCGCACAAAACGCUUCCUUUCUUUCUGACGUGCUUGAUGACCUUGUCAGAGAGUGCAACAACAAGGCAGAAGAAUAUGCAGAUGUGCCUUUGGACAAGAGACACACCAUUGCCAAGUACUCGAAGAAACAAAGAAAAAACAAAAACUACAUCCCAUUCCCUAAGGAGUGGGAGAAGCCCCAGAAGGCGGGCGACAGAACCAUCAGACUCACCAGUGUUGUCGAUGCUGCUGGUAAUCUGUAAGCUUUCUUGUGUGCCACCCGCCACCCCUCCGAACCCUGUAUAUAUACA
Molecule: messenger RNA, 1139 nt
Organism: Pichia membranifaciens NRRL Y-2026
Lineage: Eukaryota; Fungi; Ascomycota; Pichiomycetes; Pichiales; Pichiaceae
Exons: 1
Coding region: 51-1091 (346 amino acids)
Biological process (GO): mitochondrial translation
Cellular component (GO): mitochondrial small ribosomal subunit
Molecular function (GO): structural constituent of ribosome
Source: RefSeq, a predicted model, not a curated record